Mesoplodon densirostris (Blainville's beaked whale) is the source of this 3335-nucleotide messenger RNA. RefSeq names its product coiled-coil and C2 domain containing 1B (gene CC2D1B). NCBI's taxonomy places the organism in Eukaryota, Metazoa, Chordata, Mammalia, Artiodactyla, Ziphiidae. Gene Ontology annotation, cellular component: nucleus. The coding region runs from base 197 to 2752 and encodes 851 amino acids. The transcript has 25 exons. The record is from RefSeq and is a predicted model, not a curated record. Gene Ontology annotation, molecular function: DNA-binding transcription repressor activity, RNA polymerase II-specific; RNA polymerase II cis-regulatory region sequence-specific DNA binding. Gene Ontology annotation, biological process: regulation of transcription by RNA polymerase II.
UGGAGUCACGUGUUAGAGCGCGAGGCGCCUCCCGCCGGGGUGCUUCCUGUCGCGGCUUCUUCGGCGGCCCAGGGGCCGCGGGAGGCCUGGGCGGUCCCCGGCGGGAGAAGGCCCGGGUCGGUUUCGGAUCCGCCGCGAGGCUGCUCCAGUCUGAGCCUCUUCGACUCCCCAUUAGACAAGUGUCCAGGCUGCCAAGAUGCCAGGGCCAAGACCUCGGAAGGGCCCUCAGGCCAAUGACCAGGGUGUGGCAGCUGCCAAGCAGCUUGGGCUGUUUAUGGAGUUCAGCCCUGAGGACAUGCUGCUGGGGAUGGAGGAGACUGAAGAUGAUGGGGACCUGGAGGCUGAGCUGCUGGCCCUCACUGGGGAAGCAGGGACCACAGGCAAGAAGCCAGUACCCAAGGGUCAGGCCCCCCUGCCUAUGGCCCACAUCGAGAAGUUGGCGGCAGACUGCAUGCAGGAUGUGGAGGAGGAGGAGGAGGAAGGGCUGGAGGACGAUGCAGACUUGCUGACUGAGCUGCAGGAGGUCCUGGGUGCAGAUGAGGAGGCUGGGCCCUUGGAUGGCGAUGAGACAGCCAGCCCAGGUGGCUCUGAGAAGGAACAGGAGAACAUUGAACCUCCAGUGCAGACAGCUCUCCUAACAGCUUCAGUCCCAGCGGCUCAGGCUGGAGGGCCUCAGGGGCUGCAGGCUCUGCUGGAGGAUCGGAUCCACAACUACCGGGAGGCGGUGGCCAGCGCCAAGGAGACAGGUGAAGCAGCCAAAGCCAGGCGCUGUGAGCGCGGCCUGAAGACUCUGGAGUCCCAGCUGGCUGCUGUGAGGAAAGGCAGGAAGAUCAGUGAGGAUGAGAUCCCACCUCCAGUGGCCUUGGGCAAGAGGCCCCUGGCCCCUCAGGAAACAACCGACAGGAGCCCUGAAGCAGAGCCCCCAGCUGCCCGCUCCGUGGAGCCAGACAACCCCUCCCAGCCUGAGACAAGCCUCUUGGGCAGCCCUAGUAUUUCUGGCCCCCCUGAUUCAGACCCAGACCCACGGGCCUUGCUGUUGGCCCGACAGAGAGAGUACAAAGUGGCUGCCCUGAACGCCAAGCGGGCUGGAGACCUAGAUCGUGCCCGAGAGCUCAUGAGGAUUGGGAAGAGAUUUGGGGCCGUCCUGGAGGCCCUGGAGAAGGGGCAGCCUGUGGACCUGAGUGCCAUGCCCCCUGCACCUGAGGACCUGAAGCCCCUCCCACAGGCUUCCAAGGCCUCCACAGCACCCUCAGAUGUACACCCAGCAGUGCAGCGAGUGCAGCCAGUGAUGGCCUCUGACAUCCCGGCCACCCCAGCGGCCCCUACUGAGCCACAGACAGUGCUAGACGCCCUGCAGCAGAGGCUGAACAAGUACCGUGAGGCGGGCGCCCAGGCUCGGGGCAGUGGGGAUGAGCGCAAGGCCCGGAUGCACGAGCGCAUUGCCAAGCAAUAUCAAGAUGCCAUUCGAGCCCACCGAGCAGGACGGAAAGUUGACUUUGCUGAGUUGCCUGUUCCUCCAGGAUUCCCCCCUAUACCUGGCUGGGAGCCCACUAUGGGUACUGAGGGCGAUGUGGUGGCAGCUACUUCAGCAGCUGCCCAGAACCUGGCCUCCAAGGAUGCAGCCCCCACAGAGGAAGAUGAGGACGAGGACAAGGAUGAGCCCCCAGCCCAGGCCCCAGUGGCCAAGAAGCCAGCACAGCCUCUGGUCCCUUCAUCCCGGCCCCUGCCUGAGCCCAAAGCCUCGAGUUCUAAGGAGUCACUGAGCCCAGCUGUGCGAGAGCAGGUGGCCGUGCUGCAGGCACGGAAACUGCAGUACCAGCGGGCAGCCCUGCAGGCCAAGCGUGGCCAGGACCUGGAGCAGGCCAAAGCCCAUCUGCGGGUGGCCAAAUCCCUUGAGGCUCAGAUCAUCCAGGUGCGAGCUGGCCGACCUGUGGACCUCUCCAAGGUGCCUUCACCCUUAACGGAUGAGGAGGGUGACUUCAUCCUGAUCCACCAUGAGGAUCUGCGACUCUCUCAGAAGGCUGAGGAGGUGUAUGCCCAGCUACAAAAAAUGCUUCUGGAGCAACAUGAGAAGUGUGUGCUGUUCUCCAAGCAGUUUAUGCACCAGGGCAAUGUGGCUGAGACUACCCGGUUUGAGAAGCUUGCUCAAGACCGCAAGAAGCAGGUUGAGAUCCUGCAGCUGGCCCAGGCCCAGGGCCUUGACCCUCCCAGCCACCACUUUGAGUUGAAGACGUUCCAAACUGUGAGGAUCUUCGCAGAACUCAGCAGCACAGAAAUGCAUCUGAUUGUUGUCCGGGGAAUGAACCUCCCAGCCCCUCCAGGGGUGACCCCUGAUGACUUGGAUGCUUUUGUGCGGUUUGAGUUCCACUAUCCUAAUUUGGACCAGGCUCAAAAAAACAAAACAGCUGUGGUGAAAAACACAAACUCUCCAGAAUUUGAUCAGCUCUUCAAACUAAACAUCAACCGAAACCACCGGGGCUUCAGGAGGGUGAUUCAAAGCAAAGGAAUCAAGUUUGAAAUCUUCCACAAAGGAUCCUUCUUCAGAAGUGACAAGCUGGUCGGCACAGCCCACCUGAAACUGGAGCGUCUGGAGAAAGAGUGUGAGAUCAGAGAGAUUGUGGAGGUCCUGGACGGAAGGAAGCCCACUGGGGGCAAGCUGGAGGUGAAGGUGAGGCUGCGGGAGCCUCUGAGUGGCCAGGACGUGCAGAUGGUCACCGAGAACUGGCUGGUCCUGGAGCCCAGGGGCCUGUGAGAAUAUAAAAGAUGAGUUCCAUGACGAUGGGGCCCUCACUGAGCUGGCAGGCCCCUCCAUGGAUCACCGGCACCAAAGCGCUGUCCAGAUCGUUCAUGUACUGCGAGGGAAGGGGCUGGCCAUUGCUCCCUGCUUGAUAGCCAACCUACACCGCAGAAAGAAGGGGAUGAGAGGUUACUGGACAGAGAAGAUCUCUCCAGAGGGCUGAGGGCCAAGGAGGCUGAGCAGGAAAGGAGAUGUCCUCCUUGGCCAGGGGCUAGAACUGGCAGUAGACACAAACUUCUUCUCUUCCCUGAAUUGUCACUUACCAUCCUAUCAUUCAUCCUGCCUCUACCACAUGAUAGCUGUGAGACCUUGGGCCAGACACUUAAUCUGUUAGGGUCUUAGUUUCCCAGGAAGUGGGGAUGGGGCACAGAGAGGUAUGGAAUGUCAGCAGUAAUACAUAAACCUUUGGUUGUGAAAAUUAAAAUGAGAAAUAUACUGGGUAAACUCCCUAACACAACAGGAACUGAACACUUGUUCUUCCAUCCAUUCUUCCACACACCAUCUUCUGAACACCUACAAACACAGGAAUUCGAGGAUG